Ambispora gerdemannii is the source of this 1308-nucleotide messenger RNA. NCBI's taxonomy places the organism in Eukaryota, Fungi, Glomeromycota, Glomeromycetes, Archaeosporales, Ambisporaceae. The record is from the annotation of a GenBank genome assembly.
AUGGCGAUGACCUUCGUUUAUAGCACAGGUUUUCACUCAUCAAGUUGUGGUUACUGUAAGGGAAGCAGUUCCUCGCAUAGCUUUGGCAUUCAGGCUGAUAAGAUGACCUGUCGGGAUUAUCAAGACUUCAUAGACCGUGGUUGGCGGCGUUCGGGGCAUUAUACUUAUAAGCCAAACCUUCGAGACAGUUGCUGUCCACAGUAUACAAUAAGGCAUUUUUCUUAUGUGCUUAAAUUGAAUUGCUUAUUUGAUUUUACGGUUUUUUCAAAGUAUCAUCUAAUUUUCAAAGAUCCUGAUCUCAUUGCUUUACUUUUGUAUAGAUUAAACGUGCUCCAAUUUCAAGCUUCAAAAUCACAGAGGAAAAUAAUUAGUAAAUUUAAUCAUUACAUCGAAGGAUUGUUCGUGCCUUCCAUAGAGGAAGGAAAAGGAUCGGAGCUGAUUGCAAUACACAAAGAAGAUCCUCAAUUGAAUACUAAUGUCAAAUCGAAAAAAACAAAUAAGAAUGCAUCUACGUUUGAAUUAAGCGAAGCAAUUCACGAAUAUGAAGAAAAACACGAUUGGAAGCAUCGAUUCAGGAUUAUAUUAGAAAAAUCUUCUUUCACUACAGAAAAAUUUCAGUUAUAUAAAAAAUACCAAGUGAAUAUUCACAAGGAUGAACCAUCUCGCCUCACAGAAUACGGCUUUAAGGGGUUCCUCGUGAAUUCGCCAUUAAUUUUUGAACCCCCAUCCAGACCCAACACUCCUGGUUACGGUUCAUUCCAUCAACUCUAUUAUUUAGACGACAAGUUAAUAGCAAUUGCAGUUCUUGACAUCCUUCCGAAAUGUGUGUCAUCUGUUUAUUUUAUUUAUGAUCCGGAUUAUUCGUUUCUUGGGCUUGGGAACUAUAGCGCGUUGCGAGAAAUUUCUUUCACUAAGGAAUUACAUGACGCUGGAUGUACCGAGUUGGAAUGGUAUUACAUGGGUUUCUAUAUUCAUUCUUGUCAAAAAAUGCGAUACAAGAGUCAAUAUCAACCAUCUGAGCUAUUGGAUCCUGAAACAUAUGAUUGGUAUCCUUUUGAAAAGUGUGCACCUCUAUUAGAUAAGCAAAAAUAUGUGGCAUUCUCAAAUUCAAAGUUUGAGAGAAUGCUUGAUCCCGAGAAUCUCACUUUUCAAGAUUUGCGUAAAAUUCGUGUGUCGAUAAAUGGGAGAAUAAAAAACGUCGAGUCAAUUAGUGGAAUUCAGAAUAAUGAAUAUGCAUUAGAAAUGUUGAAAGAAUAUGUCGCGGCUGUGGGCAAAGACUUGGCUGCUCGAAUUGUUUUACAGUUUUGA